AUGAAGUUCUUCUCUUGUAUUUUUCUGUUGUUAAGUCUCUUUGUCUCCAUUGUUAUUGCUAUAGUACUAUUCCGGCAGUUUUUGUAUACGGCCGUUUUUGUGUUCGGCGACACUGUAAUUGAUACAGGCAACAACAACUGGUUCCACACGCUACAACAUGGGAAGAAUUUCGAGGGAGGAAAGCCCAAUGGCAGAUUUUGUGAUGGAAAAGUUCCCUCUGACCUUUUUGUGGAAGAACUGGAAAUAAAGGAGCUCCUGCCUCCAUAUCUUGAUCCAAGACUGCAAGCUAAGGAUCUCAUAACUGGAGUUUGCUUUGCUUCAGCAGCUUCUGGAUAUGAUCCACAAACAAACGCUUUCUUGGGUGACUUUCCAAACAGAUUCUUAGAGUUGUUCGAAGAAUAUAUUGGAAAACUGAAAGCAAUUGUUGGAGAAUUUAGAGGCUUAGAUAUUCUAAGCAACAGUCUUUUUAUAGUAAUAACCGGCCAUAUUGACAUUCAAUUCAAUCCAGCUUCCUCUCUAAACCCAUCAUACAACGAGCUCUUGGUCAACUUUGCCUCCACUUUUUUGCAGGGCCUGUACGAGUUAGGGGCUCGGAAAAUUGGUGUAUUUGGUGUAGGACCAAUAGGAUGCUUGCCAUUUUACAGAAAUACACAAGGAGGAAUUCAAAGGAAAUGUGUCGAUUCUCUUAAUCACAAAGCAUACUCAUUCAACAGCAAGCUCUCGACUGAGAUAAACUCUCUUAUUAACACAUUUCCUGACGCUAAAAUGGUCUACAUUGAUUUCUACAAUUUCAUCCUUGAUCUAAUCAACAACCCUACAAAAUAUGGGUACAAAAUUGCAGAAAAUGGGUGUUGUGCUCUUGCUCGAAACCUAGAUUUGCUAGAUUACUGUCCCAUCGCAUGUUCCAAUGAUUAUGACUACGUUUUUUGGGACGGUUUCCACCUUACAGAGAAAGGCUACAGACUCUUAGUUAUAGUUGUGACCUUCAUUUAG
Messenger RNA from Nicotiana attenuata, 993 nucleotides. Its product is annotated as GDSL esterase/lipase EXL3-like. The record is from RefSeq and is a predicted model, not a curated record. NCBI's taxonomy places the organism in Eukaryota, Viridiplantae, Streptophyta, Magnoliopsida, Solanales, Solanaceae. Gene Ontology annotation, molecular function: hydrolase activity, acting on ester bonds. Bases 1 to 993 code for a protein of 330 amino acids. Gene Ontology annotation, cellular component: extracellular region. The transcript has 5 exons.